AUGGACGUUGAAUACAGAAAGCUAGCGGAUGCUAUCCGCAGCCAAGCCGAUGCUCAUCCCAAGCCACGCUUUUUAGUUGCCAUCGCAGGCAUCCCAGGAUCCGGCAAGACCACGACGGCUGAAGCUGUAGUACACAACCUCAACCAAUCUGCUGUCUCUCGUGCUGCACUUCUCUCCAUGGAUGGGUUCCAUUUUUCCCGCGCAGCUCUUGACGGGUUUCCUGACCCCACGAAUGCACACGCCCGUCGCGGUGCUCCGUGGACGUUCGACGUAAACCGUUUCGUGGCGUUUAUACACCGACUGCGCGAGUGGGCUGACAAGAUGCCGUUGGCAAUGCCAUAUUCCGAGACAUGGUCAUCUGCCGAGAUGAUACACGCGCCGUCAUUUGACCAUCAGUCAAAAGACCCCGUGGAGAAUGGACUCACGAUCACACCUGAUGCCUCCAUCAUUGUUAUUGAAGGCAACUAUCUGCUGCUCGAUGAUCCGGGGUGGCGAGAGCUUGCUGGAAUGGUUGACUACCGUGUUUAUGUUGACACCGACCCACUCGAAGCAAGGGACCGACUGGCUGUACGACACCUGCAGGCGGGUAUUGAGAAGAGUCUGGGGGAUGGAUACCGCCGAGUAGAUAGUAACGACUACCUGAACGCCAUCCACAUUCGUGAGAAACUGCUCAAGCCGAAUUUUGUUGUCAAAAGCAAAACAGUUGAAACCAUUUGA
Penicillium brevicompactum is the source of this 717-nucleotide messenger RNA. RefSeq names its product phosphoribulokinase/uridine kinase family protein. The record is from RefSeq and is a predicted model, not a curated record. The transcript has a single exon. Gene Ontology annotation, cellular component: cytoplasm. NCBI's taxonomy places the organism in Eukaryota, Fungi, Ascomycota, Eurotiomycetes, Eurotiales, Aspergillaceae. Gene Ontology annotation, molecular function: ATP binding; kinase activity. Bases 1 to 717 code for a protein of 238 amino acids.